Messenger RNA from Lathyrus oleraceus (garden pea), 810 nucleotides. RefSeq lists its product as uncharacterized. Bases 1 to 810 code for a protein of 269 amino acids. The record is from RefSeq and is a predicted model, not a curated record. NCBI's taxonomy places the organism in Eukaryota, Viridiplantae, Streptophyta, Magnoliopsida, Fabales, Fabaceae. The transcript is spliced from 5 exons.
AUGAAAAAUUCAGCAACUAAGAUAAUAAUCGGUCUUCAAAAUGCACGAUGUUCAACUGGAACUGUUCCUAUUAAAAGAACAACUAAGGAUGACUUAAUACGAGGAAAAUCAUAUUUUAAUAAUGGCUUGGUUGAACAUCUUCAUGGUAAUCAUUAUGCAGGAGUCAUAGCAGCAAAAAGAUGUUAUAAGUCUUUUUAUGGAGUUAGUGGUACAAAUAAUGUCUAUAACUUUAAGGUAAACAAUGAUCAAUCAAGUUCGUCUGUGAUGUUUGUUCGAAAUGGACCUGAUAGCACAAACUAUAUCGGUAUUGGAUGGCAUGUGGCUCCGCAAUUAUACAAUGAUGAUGAAACUCAUUUUAUGCCAUAUGGACGCAAAGUUAACUAUCUUGGUGGACGAUUUCCAAAUACAUCUAUCCAUGGUGGUCCGUAUAUUGAAAUCGCAAUAUCUAUUACUCAUGAUCCAAAAACAAAAAAUUGGUGGCUAACUAAUGAAAAUAAAAUGAUAGGAUAUUUUCCAGCAUCUUUCUUCUUUAACUUGACAUCCACGGGUCAAGUAGGAUGGGGUGGUGGAACAUCAACUUCUCAGGAUACCCCUAGUCCUCCAACGGGUUCUGGAUUGUUUCCCGAUAACAAUUUUAAUCAUGCAUGUUAUUUUAAAGAUAUUUCAUUUCAGAAUGGUUCCACGAAGAGUUAUGGAUCCGAAGAGUAUUCAACACAAUCAUUCUCGGAUAAACCUAAUUGUUAUUUUGCUAAAUAUUAUGGUAAAGAUCGAGAGGUUGGAUUUUCUCUCCAAUUUGGAGGGCCGGGGUAA